Metopolophium dirhodum (rose-grain aphid) is the source of this 1960-nucleotide messenger RNA. RefSeq names its product calexcitin-2 (gene Scp2). The coding region runs from base 234 to 797 and encodes 187 amino acids. The record is from RefSeq and is a predicted model, not a curated record. The transcript is spliced from 7 exons. NCBI's taxonomy places the organism in Eukaryota, Metazoa, Arthropoda, Insecta, Hemiptera, Aphididae. Gene Ontology annotation, molecular function: calcium ion binding.
CGCGCGCGCGACGUUACGACACCGGAUCACCGCAGCGCACCAAGCAGCAGCGUCAACCGCGUUUCCGGACUUCGGCGGCGACUGUACACUGUACAGCGACAGUAACGUACGACAACCGACGGCGGAAGAAGCAUCAGCCAGAACAAGCUCAGCGCAACAGUUAUCACUGCCACCGCCACCACCCUCGCCGGCCCCGCGCACAGAUCAAAACCCAAGAAAAACUCCAGACAAUAAUGUCUUCAAUUUCACAAUUCAGAAAGAACAAGCUCAUGUACGUCUUCAAUGUCUUCUUCGACGUCAACUCCAGCGGCACUAUCGACAAGAAAGAUUUUGAGAUCGCCAUCGAAAGAUUUUGUAAUUUGCGAGGCUGGAGCGGUGACUCGGAAAAAGUAGAGAAAACCCGAUCAUGUCUGCUCAAGGUCUGGGAUGGCUUACAGUCUGGUGCUGACAAAGAUCAGGAUGGUCAGGUGACACAAGAUGAAUGGUGCGCAAUGUGGGACGAAUUCUCUAAAAACCCGAGUGCACCCCAAGAAUGGCAAACACACUAUAUGAACUUCAUGUUUGAUCUGGUCGACACUUCAGGCGACGGUUCCAUCGACGAGGCGGAAUUUUGCGAAGUUUGCCAAAACAACGGCGUGCCUGCUGCGGAAGCUGCGGACGCGUAUAAACGAUUCUCAAAGGGCGGAACCGUACAAGUCUCUCAUGACGAAUUCGCUAAAUAUUGGGUGGAAUUUUUCUCCUCCGAAGAUCAAGCGGCUUUGGGCAACUUCAUUUUUGGCAAAACAUCGUUCAACUAAAUUACAAAAAAUUCGUAACGCGCAUGUCGUCUUUUUUGUUUUUAUUUUUUUCUUUAUAUACUAAUACUUAAAACUGUGGUAAAAAAAUCACAUACAUAAAGGAUAUUCAAAACGAUAAAUCUUCAUUAGAUAUUAAUAUAAUAUCAUAUUCUAUUUAAAUAAGUAGAUUUACAAGCGUAGUAAUUACAUUUUAUCUAGUAUUUAAAUAUACUAUCUUAGUCAAUUCUUCGUACGUACUUCGUUUAACUAUUGUGAUAAGAUUAAAAUAUGAUGUUCAAUAUAUUAUUAUUUAUAAUAUAAUUGAUAAUUUUCGAUAAUUCAUAUUACAAAUAAUAUUAAACGACAAUUAUUAUUAUUAGUCUAGAUUAAAACAAUAUUUGCAUUCUGUUCGUGACUUAUUCACGUAAAAAUAAAAUCAUGUAAUAUCAUGCGUAUUCAUAUUUAAUAUUAAUAAUUAAAAUAAUAAUAACUAGCAUAUCGUACGAUGAACACAUUUUUUUAAACUUUUAAGCUUGUACACAUUUAUAAACAUGUUUUUAUAACACGCAAUUGGGAAUUAAUUAUUACGUCAAUAGUGAAAAUUAAAAAAAAAAAUGAGUACCACAAACUUCAGGAUAGUUGACUACUUAAUGUCGGUAAAGAAACAGUAACAAUUUUAAUCUAAAAUGAUCUCGUUGCCAAAAUAUAACACUAUACUAUCUUAAUAUAGUGUUUACUCAGGGUAACGAUUUAAUAAUAUAAAUAUAAAUCAAUACAAUAUAUUUAUAUAAAAUCACAAAUCUCAUAAAAUCACACGUCAUUCAAAUAACAAUAAUAUUAUAGCAUCAUAUAAAUAGUUAUUAUAACAAAAUAUCAUUACUAAGCUAUUGAAUGGAAAUAUAAAUAAUAUGAAAUCGUAAACAAUAAUAAAGCUAAUAUUACUCUAUUAUAUUAUAAUACUAUGUAUGGCCAAUAUAGUGGCACUGUAGAAAGUUAAUAAUAGUAUUGAAUUUUGUGAAACAGUAAGAUAGUAGAACAUGUUUGUGCGUAAUCAUUAUUAUUAUUAUUUUUUUUUUUGUAAUAUUCUUUGUAUUUCUCGGAAAUGUAACGUUUUAAAAGGUAUUGGCCGUCAUUUCUGUAGUUUUUGAUUCAAAAAAUAUACAUACAUAAAUGUAACAUUUCAA